CAGGGGAUCAAAUAUUUUUUCCCUCACUGUAAUUGUUUAUUGCCAGACACAACGUUCUCAUUGUUUGGAUGUCAUCAAGUUUUGGUGGGUAGAGUUCCUCUUGGCUUCCCGGGGUCUGUUGGUCUGGUCAUUUCCCUCCCUGGUGUUAGCCUUUUUAAAGGGGAGGGAGGAGGGUGAUGAAAUGACCGAGAUAACAAACCACUUACCUGACACAAGUGUACGGUCAGACAAUCAGGAAGUACGCCAAGGCAUCCCAUUUGCCCAGAGAGGCCUCCACAGUGAUUGGUAAAGAGGCAAGAUUUAAAGAGAUUGGAGCAAGGGUGGACUGCAGAAGGAUGGUGAGAUGCCUUGUUGGGGAAGGGUUAGAAUAACUGGCCAAAAGGAGUGGGGUGAUAGAAGUUUCCAGCGAGGGGGCUUGGGAGGUAUAAAAGAAGACAGCACAAUGAGAGGAGAUGUUUGAGAGGAGACGGAGUUCAAGCCUCAAGAACCAGCCCUGUGCACCAUUAUUAGCCUCUUAAAAGCCCCCGUCAUCUCCCUCAUCUCCUCCCCUCUUCACCCGACCUCCUCUCGCUCCUUCAACCUCGUCGCUUCACCUCGUCACCGCGGAUGGGGCCGCAACUGAGAGGCUCGAUCCUGCGCUGGAGCGACGCGAAGGCGCAGGCGGAGUUCGUGCGCGCGCGCGGCCUGCAGCAGCUCGUGCGGUGCCUCACGCGGCGGGGCCACGGGGACCACCCGCUCCUGUGGGGCGACGAGGUCGAGUACAUGCUCGUCUCCUUUGAUCACGUGGCGCGCAGGGCCCGCGUCCUGUUGAGCGCAGAGGAGCUGGUCAAUGACUUGAUAGCCAUGGACGAGGAGGCCAACCUGGGGCACCCGUCACGGUGGCACUUGGAGUUUAGCAGCUACAUGCUGGAGGGGAUCCCAGCACAGCCGUACGGAAGCUCCAUCGCCGAGCUGACCAGCGUUGAGACGAGCAUGAGGCUGCGACGGAGGGACGUGCUGGCUCGGCUGCGCGCGAACGAGACAAUAUGCUCCCUCACCACCUUCCCCAGGCUCGGCUGCCCGGGUUUCACUCAACCCGAGUAUGUGCCCCAGCACCGAGACGGAAUAACUGCGUCACUGUUCUUGCCGGACGAGGUUAUCACCAGCCACUCGCGCUUCAGCGCGAUUGCGAGGAACAUCCACGAUAGGAGAGGAGAGAAGAUCGUGGUGAACGUACCGAUCUUCAGGGACAGAAACACUCCAUCCCCAUUCAUCGACCAAAUUCCGCCCGGUGACGAGGAAGCGGCCAUCGCGGUGAAGGCCGACCACAUUUACAUGGACGCGGUGGGAUUCGGAUCGGGAAACUGCUGCCUCCAGGUCACACUGCAGGCUAGAAACAUGGAAGAAGCGCGACAUAUCUACGACCAGCUGGCUGUUAUGUGCCCCAUCAUGAUGGCCCUCAGCGCCGCCGCCCCCUUCUACCGGGGGCUCGUGUCGGACGUUGACUGCCGCUGGAGCAUCAACUCCGCCGCAUGCGACGACCGCACGCGACAGGAGAGAGGGCUCGAGCCCCUCACAACAUGCAAGAGGCGAAUCACCAAGUCACGGUUUGACUCCAUCGACAGCUUCCUGUCACCCGGCGGAGCGCAGUUCAAUGAUCUGGAGUUGCCCAAGGACGAGGACGUCCACCUGCAGCUCCUGGAUGCAGGCAUCGAUCCGCUGCUCGCUCAGCACUUUGCUCACCUCUUCAUCCGUGACCCCCUCGUGAUGCUCUGGGAGAAGAUCCACGUCGAUGACGAUGAGAACGAGGCCUACCACUUUGAAUGCAUCCAGUCCACAAACUGGCAGACGUUGCGCUUAAAGCUUCCGCCGCCGAACACCAGCAUCGGGUGGCUCGUCGAGUUCCGGCCGAUGGACGUGCAGCUCACAGACUUUGAGAACGCAGCAUACGUGGUGUUCGUGGUGCUGCUCACGCGCGUCAUCCUCUCCUAUGGCCUCAACUUCCUCGUGCCGCUCUCCAAGGUAGAUGAGAACAUCACGAAGGCGCAGAAGAGGAACGCGGUGCUGGAGGAGAUGUUUUAUUUCAGGAAGGACAUUCAGGCAGAGGUGGACGCUCUCCCAGCGGACGGCACUGCGUCCGAGGACGAGGUGGGGAUCCUCAUGAGUAUUAACACCGUCAUCAACGGCAAGGUGGGGGUGUUCCAGGGCCUCGUCCCCAUAGUCAACAGCUUCCUGGAGGACAUGGAGGUGGACGUGGAGACUCGGUGCACGAUCUCCCACUACUUGGAGCUCAUCAGCAAGCGCGCGUCCGGGGAGCUGGGGACGACGGCCCAGCGGCUGCGCGCCUUCGUGAGCGGCCACCCCGACUACGCGCACGACAGCGUAAUCUCGGAGCGCGUCAACUACGACCUGCUGCUGCGCUGCGACGCCCUGGCGCGUGCGCGGCCCCACGGCCACGGCACGGACCCCUUGCACGAGCUCAGCCACGGUGCUUGCCAGACCGGCUAGCUCACCUCGCUCGCCACGCUCACCGCGCUCACCACGCUUAUCGCACUCUCCUUGCUCCUCGCGCUCACCUCGCUCGCCUCGCUCGCCACGCUCACCGCACUAAUCGCAUUCUCCUCGCUCACCUUGCUCCCCGCGCUCACCACGCUCGCCACAAUCACCUCACUCACCGCACUCGCCACGCUCACAAUGCUCGCCACGCUCACCUUGCUCCCUGCACUCACCUCGCUCCUUGCGCUCACCACGCUCACCACACUCUGAUAAACCCAAAGGCGAGCGCCAGGUUACCCCAGGACAGCAGGGACCCUGUGGCAUGUGGGCCAGACGGGGGCCAUGCUUUGUUUUCACGUGGCCCGUCACUUCACUUCAUAUCAAUUCAUCGUUUUACGGGGCGCUUCACAUCACACAAUUGUGUCAUGAGUUCAACUGAGUCGCAGACGUACUCUUUGGAGGCGACACAUUUAUUGAUACCAACACAAAGGGGUAACUGCUCCUCCACCAGAUAACCAAUGGUGGUGGACCACCAGGCUAACUACACA
This is a messenger RNA of Petromyzon marinus (sea lamprey), 3023 nucleotides long. Its product is annotated as glutamate--cysteine ligase catalytic subunit-like. Lineage: Eukaryota; Metazoa; Chordata; Hyperoartia; Petromyzontiformes; Petromyzontidae. Gene Ontology annotation, molecular function: glutamate-cysteine ligase activity. Gene Ontology annotation, cellular component: glutamate-cysteine ligase complex. The record is from RefSeq and is a predicted model, not a curated record. Gene Ontology annotation, biological process: glutathione biosynthetic process.